GAGCUCUCCCCCCCCCCAAGGCAGAGCUCCAGGUAGCAGCGCAAGCACUGGAUGUGAUGGGGGCCAAGCCAAUGGACAGGUACAAGGCUUUGAGCGCUGUUGUCAUUGACACGGGGACAGGCCUCACAAGGAGCCGGCUGAAUGGGGAUGAGCAGCUGCGGUCGGUGGUGCCCAGCCAGGCUGGCGGCAGCCCCGUCCUCACCCACGGUGUGGUCACUGACUGGGACGGGCUGGAGGAGCUGUGGCACUGCAUCCUCUACCAGGAGCUGUGUGUCUGCCCCGAGGAGGUGGCCGUGCUGGCCACGGACGCCCCGCUUUCCCCCAUCGCCAACCGGGAGAAGAUGGCCGAGCUGCUCUUCGAGGGCUUCGGGGUGCCGGCCAUGCUGGUGCUGCCCCGCUCCCUGCUCGCCGCAUACUCCUAUGGCCGCACCACCGGUGUGGUGGCGGGCUCCGGCGCCGGUACCUCAUGCGCGGCAGGGGUGCGGGAAGGCUACGCGCUGCCACACGCCACCUUCCCCCUGGACGUGGCUGGGGAUGCCCUCACCCUCUACCUGGGCCAGCUGCUGGAGUCCCGCGGGGUCCACCUCGACACUUACCCCUGUGCCACCUGAAGGAGACCU
Molecule: messenger RNA, 620 nt
Organism: Pezoporus occidentalis (night parrot)
Lineage: Eukaryota; Metazoa; Chordata; Aves; Psittaciformes; Psittacidae
Product: actin-1-like
Exons: 1
Coding region: 57-611 (184 amino acids)
Source: RefSeq, a predicted model, not a curated record